CCUGAGUCCACCAGGUGCCCAAACAAUUGUUAGCCAUUGAACCACUGUUGAAUACUUUAUUAUCAUGUCUCAAACCAGGUCUGGGCGUUCGCAGGCCACAGCAAUCAUACCACAUUCUCGUUGCCCUGGGCCGAAGCUGCGAGCUUUCAAACACCAGGAUGCAGAGAUAGAAUGGGGCAGGAGACUGGACGGUGACCGAGCGGGAGUAGCGGAGACCGAUGGCUAUGUGUUUGAGGUGAAGAUACGAUCCCGACUUUAUGCUUUGAAAGUCUUCAAGUUUUUCCACCCACAUAGCACAAUGUACUAUUGGGGAGUGUAUCUUGGGACCCCCAUACCCUUGAAGAAAGUCAUUUACUAUACCGACCCCUUCUUUGCAGAAUGUCGGGCUUACGGCCGUAUUGAAGAAGCCUCCGAGAAGCUGGGAAGAAAGGACCAGUUAGCAGUGAAAUGUCAUGGAUACAUCUAUCUUGGAGACGAGGACAAGAAGAAACUCCAGGAAAAAGGCCUUGAUCUCGGAAUGAAUGUCCUUGAUGAGAAGCUCCGGCAGGCACUGGAAGGAGGAGGUCGUGUCCGAGCGAUCGUGAAGGACUUGGCGCCUUCUCGCACAUCUGUCAAUUCGAGGAACGUUCGGGCGGCACUGGAAACUGUGAGGAAGCUGAACGAGUUGCAAAUUUAUAAUAGGGAUAUUAGGGCAGAAAACUUUGUCGGUGGGAAACUUGUGGAUUUUGGCUCGUCAUGGACUGAGCCCCAUAUCAUUCUCGAUGCUCUGGAACCCGAUGAGGCCGAAGAUUCGAGGCUGGAGGACCUCGUCAUGUUUGAUGACAUGAUCGAGGAGGAGGGAAUCAAGACCAGACCACAAGUGCAAGCGUUAAGGAACGUGGAGUACCGGAAGAAAUUACGGGGUAGGCAGGUCCCCAAAGGAUAG
This is a messenger RNA of Diaporthe batatas, 925 nucleotides long. RefSeq lists its product as uncharacterized. The record is from RefSeq and is a predicted model, not a curated record. Bases 65 to 925 code for a protein of 286 amino acids. NCBI's taxonomy places the organism in Eukaryota, Fungi, Ascomycota, Sordariomycetes, Diaporthales, Diaporthaceae. The transcript is spliced from 2 exons.